Molecule: messenger RNA, 476 nt
Organism: Podarcis muralis (Common wall lizard)
Lineage: Eukaryota; Metazoa; Chordata; Lepidosauria; Squamata; Lacertidae
Gene: LSM8
Product: LSM8 homolog, U6 small nuclear RNA associated
Biological process (GO): mRNA splicing, via spliceosome
Cellular component (GO): U6 snRNP; precatalytic spliceosome; U4/U6 x U5 tri-snRNP complex
Molecular function (GO): mRNA binding
Source: RefSeq, a predicted model, not a curated record
CGGGAACUGGAUUCAGCGGGAGCCGGGAAGGAUUGCCGCCAUGACCUCCGCGUUGGAGAACUACAUUAACCGUACUGUUGCUGUAAUUACUUCAGACGGCCGAAUGAUCGUGGGAACGCUCAAGGGUUUUGAUCAGACCAUCAACUUGAUUUUGGAUGAAAGCCAUGAAAGAGUGUUCAGUUCUUCACAAGGAGUGGAACAAGUAGUAUUGGGAUUGUACAUUGUAAGAGGUGAUAAUGUGGCUGUAAUUGGAGAAAUUGAUGAAGAAACGGAUUCAGCCCUUGACUUGGGGAAUAUCCGAGCAGAACCUCUGAACUCAGUUGUACACUGAAGAAAGAAGUGUGUAUAAAAGGACUUCAGAAAUAUCUGGCUGUACAAAACUAUUUAUAGGGCGGCACGGCUACUUUUCUUACAAGUUGAUGGUAAUUUUGAGUGUUAUGGUUUGAUAUGUAUUAUAAAGUCUACAUUUUAUUGAA